CAAAAAUAUAAUCGCUUUUAUAGAGAUGUUUAAGUGCGAUCGAAUCGAUUACUUACAAGUUUAUUCUAUAGAUAAUGAUCAAAAGUACACUAUAAUUCGGCUGUCCAUAAAUUCGGAUAUUUAAGCAUUUAAAAUAGCACGAAUAAUAUUAAUAUCAGGUUUAAAGCUUUUGAUUCUCUAUUCUGCGUGUCUUAAAGUCAAAUCAAAUUUAAAUUAUAGAUGGUAUAGGAACGAUAAUACAUGCAAUUGAUAAUAAAUAUUAAUGUAAAAUAAAAAGGAUGAUUGCGGAGUAAUGUCCGAGUUUUGGAAAUUAACAAAAUUUAGCUCAGUGAACUGAUUAUGGAAAUGUCGGAUGUUAUAAGAUAUUAUAUAAGAUUGUUGAACAUUCACUUUAUUCUCUGGACUCUAUCGGAAUGUGCGGCCCCAGUGAUUAAUAAUGUGGUGAAAACGGCAAGUUUGUUAGAGUCAACGACUGUGGAGACAUUGGUAUUCACGUUAGAUGUAACCGACGCCGACGGAGAUACCAUCGUAUGUGAUUUCGGCCCCGGCGGCAACCUUGGAAAUAGAUUUACAGUAAAGUACAUCUCCGGAUCGACAACUUGGGGUAUAUAUAGUGCUGCGGGUUCAGUUUUCGAUUCUAACAGCCAGCCUACCUACAAUUUGGGCGUGAAAUGUGACGCCAAUGGUGAAUCCGAUACGGAAACUUUCACCGUGUCCAUUACAGCAAAUCAGGCACCUGUUAUAAAUAACUUACCAAUUACAGGCAGCAUCACGAUACCGGUGGCAACUUCCGGUAUAGGACACAACGUAUUUUCUGUAGCAGCAACAGACACCGAAAGUGAUCAGAUAUCGUUUUCGAUCACGUGCAGUCCCGUUACACCGGCAUGUCCCUUCGAGAUUUUUAGCUCUGGAGACAUAGUGGUGAACACAGAUAUUUCCGGCAUUGCCAUUGCCGGAUAUGACAUCACAGUUGACGUCAGCGACCCUUACGGAAAUAACGGGAUAUCAAAAUCAUUGACUGUUGUAUUUUCUGGUAUAAACAACCCACCGUCAAUAUCAAAUCUAGGAUCAACAUUCACAAUGCCUGAAAACGGUGCACUGAAUGCUGCCAUAGUAACGACCACGUGCACUGAUGCAGACGCUGGUGACACCCUGGGAUAUUCAAUGACGUGCACGCCGUCAUCAGGGCUAACGUACUUUCAGAUCGAUUCCUCAACCGGAGCCAUAUCAACUACAGGCUCGUCACUAAAUUAUGAAUAUAUUGAUAAUGCUGGGGAUACAUUAUUUGCGUGCACUGUGACGUGUAGCGAUGGUGACGCUUCAGAUACGGCAAGUAUAAGUUUUGACGUCACCAAUGUAAAUGAACCACCAAAAUUUGCACAGAAUGGUUACACUAUAUCAGCAGACGAAGGAGCGAGCGGAACAGAUCUUCAAGCCUCGGGAUAUGUCAUCAUUGAUGACGACAACAGCGACACUACACUAUUCAGUAUAGAUUGCGGCACUCCUAACACUGGAUAUUUUUCAAUAGACACCGGUUCAGGUGUUUUAAAAUACGGAAGUACUUAUGACGUAGAUGAUGGCGUACAUCCGACGUCAGUGUCUUGUAUUGUGACGGUGACGGACAGUGGUGGACUAACUGAUACCGUGUCGUUAGAUAUAACUAUAAAUAACAUAAACGACAACUUGCCAAUAUUUUCCCCGACAACCUACCAAUGGUUUGUGUCUGAAGGUGCAACUGUAGGAACUUCGGUCGGAAAGGUAACGGCGACAGAUGCUGAUGUUGGCACGUUGGGAGAUAUAAGUUAUAGUUUAGACCAGUCAGCUCUCGGGACUGCAUAUUUUAGCAUAGAUCAGACGGGCACUGUGUAUGUACAAAACUCGGUUGCCCCUCUUGGUGGAGGAGCCUCUAUUACUUUUGAUGUCGUUGCGACGGACGGAGGCGGAAACGAAACACGCGUAACACCGUCCGUGAAUACCGUGGCCACUUCAACAACAACUACAACAACAACCACUGAUAGGUUUAAAACAUUUUUCGAAGAUGAGCGGAACAUUGCGUGGCUAACUGCUUGUUUUAUCAUUGUCUUGAUUACUUUAAUUUUAAUCACCUGGAUGUGUUGUAAAUACUUCGCCGAAAGUUAUGCAAAGAGACCGACAGGAAAACAGUUCAACUUUAAAUGUUGUAAAUUUUGGCGGGUAACUGAUCCCCCAGCAAGAAUAAGAGAACCAGUACCGGAACCGGAAGUUGUCACAUUUGAAGAACCUCCAGUAAUUAUCAACAAACCAAAGCCGGAACCUGAACCUUUUGAAUUUUGGACUUCAAGUGCCAAACAAUAAAUCAACUGUAACAGAUGUGAAGGAAAAGGAAAAAGACUUAAUAAAGGAAAAAAUAACACUUAUGUCAAUAUGUUCAAGCACUGUUUCUUUACGUGCCGAAUAUUCUGUGAUGUCCGUAUGAUUCCGUUUGAUCCGCUAGUCUGUUAGUAUUUCAAACUUUGAUUUUGCAUCUUGAAAUUUUUUUCAGGACUGACAUGUAUUUGUGCGUUUGAAUUGUUUCAUUAGUUACCAAAUGCACCCAGAGUUAUUGACCCUGAUUUGUAACUUACAAAUGCAAUCAGAUUUGUAGCCCCUGAUUUUUUUCUAUUUUUAGCUGUAGAUCAGUUUUAUCUUUGUCAUAACGUUCACAGAAUAAAAUAAAACUAUUUUGUGUCUGUGAUAAAUCAUGGCUUACAGUGUGUAAUAACCUUGAGCGCGAAACAAACUUGCUUAUCUUUUUCAUAAAAAUAAAUGACUUCACCAUCUUGUAAAUGCUAUAUAUGAUUUAACGGACUUGAUAUAAUCAUUACUUAUACAUAAUAUGGAAUCAAAUUAAAUGACAGUUUAUCUA
Molecule: messenger RNA, 2884 nt
Organism: Ruditapes philippinarum (Manila clam)
Lineage: Eukaryota; Metazoa; Mollusca; Bivalvia; Venerida; Veneridae
Product: protocadherin Fat 3-like
Exons: 14
Coding region: 340-2334 (664 amino acids)
Biological process (GO): homophilic cell-cell adhesion
Cellular component (GO): membrane
Molecular function (GO): calcium ion binding
Source: RefSeq, a predicted model, not a curated record